This is a messenger RNA of Gavialis gangeticus (Gharial), 3976 nucleotides long. RefSeq names its product non-SMC condensin II complex subunit G2 (gene NCAPG2). Gene Ontology annotation, biological process: mitotic sister chromatid segregation. Gene Ontology annotation, cellular component: nucleus; condensin complex. The record is from RefSeq and is a predicted model, not a curated record. Bases 114 to 3554 code for a protein of 1146 amino acids. The transcript is spliced from 28 exons. Lineage: Eukaryota; Metazoa; Chordata; Crocodylia; Gavialidae.
CGAGAGCGGCGCCCGUUGACGCGCAUGCGUGCGGGAGGGGCGGGCUGUUAACGGCCUCCGCGGGAGAAUUCGAAUGGUUUAUGAAUUAAGCACUGUAGGAAGAACAGUCCACCAUGAUGAAACGUGAAACAUUUCUGCAAGCUGUAUCCAAAAAUACUAUUGAAAAUUUCUUGCGUUUUAUCAAGCUUCAUCAAGAUGUAUUUGAUCCAUUUGAUUUGAAUGAAUUGCUUCAAGAGUUACCAAGAAAGCAAAAGGAAAUAUUAUGGGAGAGGCUGAAGCAUCUGUUAACGCAAGUUUUGGUAGAGAAUCCAGUGGAAGAAUGGCAGAGGCUUGAUGAUGAAAGUGAUGAUGAUAUGGAAAUAGAAGGAACUCUGCAAAUGAAACAAAUCAUAGCUGUGAUCCAGGGAGUGACCACUGUAGUUGCUUCUUCAGUACCUGUUGUAGAUGAGAAUAUAAACUACAAAGCUCUUUUAGAAUGUGCUCUCAUAUUAAAUGGUAUUCUUUAUGCAUUACCUGAAUCUGAAAGAAUCCUACAGGGUGCCAUCCAGCACUUAUGUGAAAUAUGGUGGAAAAAAGGACUUGAAGAAAAAGAACAACUAGGGAAAACUGCAUUUAUUAUACUGCUGAGAAAAAGUCUGAAGAGCAAAAUUGCUACAGGAGCAGAUGUAAGUCAUCUAUGGCAUCUACAUCAGGCAUUACAGUGUUUUGAUUAUGACCUGGAAGAAAGUAAUGAAGUAAAAGAUUUGUUGCUUCAGUGCUUUAUGAGCGUUACCCAUAUAAAAAAAGAAGAGGGAAGAAGAUUCCUUAGCUUUUUGUUCAGCUGGAAUGUAAACUUCAUUAAAAUGAUCCAUGGGACUAUUAAAAACCAAUUGCAGUGUUUUCCAAAAUCGCUGGUGAUGCAUGUUGCAGAAAUUUAUUUCAGGGCUUGGAAGAAGGCUUCAGGAGAGAUUUUAGAGACCAUUGAAUAUAAUUGCAUUCAGGAUUUCAUGCAUCAUGGAAUUCAUCUUCCUAGAAAUUCUCCUGUGCAUCCUAAAGUGAGAGAGGUGCUGAGCUAUUUUCACAAACAAAGUAAAGUUCGUGAGGGAGUUGAAGAAAUGCUGUAUAGAUUAUAUCAACCUAUACUUUGGAGAGCAUUAAAGGCUAGAAACUCAGAAGUUCGAUCAAAUGCAGCAUUGUUGUUUGUUGAAGCAUUUCCUAUCCGUGAUCCCCACUUUAACAACGAGGAGAUGGAUAAUGAUAUGCAGAAACACUUUGAAGAACUUUUUAAUCUGUUAGAAGAUCCGCAUCCAUUGGUUCGCUCUAUAGGGGUACUUGGCGUUAGUAAAAUAACAUCCAAAUACUGGGAGAUGAUACCUGCACCAAUUAUUGCUGACCUUUUAAAUAAGCUAAUUGCAGACCUGGCUUUUGAUGUAACUUCAGCUGAUGUUCGUUGCUCAGUUUUUAAGUGUCUGCCUAUAAUUUUGGAGAAUGCACUGAGCCACCCAUUACUGGAGCAGCUCCUGCCAGCAGUAAAAUACAGUCUCCAUGACAAUUCUGAGAAAGUGCGAGUGGCUUUUGUUGAUAUGCUGCUGAAAAUUAAGGCUGCCAGGGCUGCGAAGUUCUGGAAAAUCUGUCCCAUGGACCAUCUUUUGACCCGCCUUGAAGUUGAUUCACGUCCAGUAUCACGGCGUAUAGUAAAUCUCCUGUUCAACUCUUUCUUGCCUGUUAAUCAACCUGAGGAGGUGUGGUGUGAACGUUGUGUUACGCUAAUUCAGAUGAAUUCGGCAGCGGCCAGAAAAUUCUACCAGUAUGCUUAUGAGUACACAGCCCCUACCAACAUAGCCAAAUUGAUGCUCACUAUUCGGCGUUGCUUAAAUGCCUGCAUCCAAAGGUCAAAAGAGAAUCAAAGUGAUGAUGACAAAGAUGAAGAAAGUGAAAAGGAGAACAUAAGUGUGCUGAAUAAUGUGUUGUCAAUAAACGAUGCAACUUCCAUGGCAAGUUUACUUGAGAUUACUGUAAUUCUCUGGAGAAGUAUACACAAAGCACUUAAUCAAAAUGAAGAAGCCAAGGUCUACACAAUCAGAAAGUUUGCUUCUGUACUACCAGAGUAUUUUAAAGUAUUUAAGGAUGAUUGUUGUGUGAUUCCAUUAAUUAUCCUGGCAUCUUUCAUGCCUGCUUCUGCUAUCCCAACAUUCAGCUGUGGUGUGAUCUCUAAAUUGAGGAAUCUUCAGAAAGGAGCUGAUGAAAACAAAUAUUCCACCCUUAUUGACUGUUUGUGUCGGUGGGGACAAGUUGGACAUGUUGUAGAACUAAUCUGUGAUUGGAUAUCUGAUGAGCUAACUCCUAGAAAGAACAUUACAGCAUCAGGAAGGCGAGUUCGUAUCCAAGUAACACAAGAGUCCAAGCCAGAAUUAGCACUUAAUUAUGUUGAAUACUUACUGACACAUUCCAUGAAUCGGGAUUGCCUACUCUCUAUCCCCAAAAAGAAACUCAGCCAGCUUUUGAAAGCACUGGCUGCUUCAAAGGAGGUUCUUGGCUCAAUUCUGAAAUCAACUGAUACAAACUCUCAGAGCACCAAUCAAGCAAUUUCCCUACGAGCCUUUACUCUCUACUGCAGAUUAAGUAUUCAUCUUCAACACAAGUUUUCCUCAGAUGGGGAAGUUUACCUGUCACUUUUGAAGGCGACCGCUGCUUGGAUAGAAAGUCAAGUUCUACCUUCUAUCCUCAUGGAUGAACAGGAGGCAGAUAUUUCAACACACAUUGAAGUUUCUCAGCUAAUCAUCCAGACAUAUCUGACAGUGUGUAAAGACGUUGUCAUGGUUGGGCUCGGAAAUUCAGAGUUCCAGGCAUGCCUUUUAGACUUUACACUUUCAGUUAUCCAAACAGAGAGAGGCUACUUUUCUAUUCCAAGUUUGCUGUGUGUUCUGAAGGAGAUUACUGAAGCUUCCUUGGCUCAAAACAUUGAUACUAAUGAAGAGGUGGCAGCACUUCUGCAUGCUGUUCAGACUGUGUUUCAGAAAGCUCUGGAAUGUGUGGCACGCAGGCUCAAAAAGCAGAGGGAAGAAGGGCUUCAGUUAAUUCAUUCUAUUCAAGUGCCUCUUGGAGAAUUUGUACACACAGUUCAGUGCUGGCAUUCAGCUUGUCCAGCAGUUCAGCACGGUGUACUCUCCACUCUUCUCGCUGCAACAGUAGUUGAAAUAAGCCAUAUGCUACGAAAGGCUUCAAAUGAAGAAGAAUUUACUUCACCAGGAACCAUUUCAGAUCUUCCUCCUCUUUCUAACAGUUUAAUGGCGAUAAUAAUAAAGUCAACAAAUGUUGUCAGGUCAUUUUUAAAUGAAUUAAUGGAGUGCAUUGUCUCUGAAGAAAUUGAAGGAAUUGUUAGUCUUGCAGCUGCAGCAUCCAUAAUUGUUGUAAUCAAAGGAAAGCACAAGGCUUCUCUUCUUAAGGAUGUUGCAUCUGCCCUUCAAAAGAAACUGAUGACAUAUAAGGAAGUUGCAAUGGAAGUAUCUAGCAGCACUGAAAGAAUCCUGUAUGAAUCUUCCAUGAAAAUUUUGGAUGAACUCUUAAAACCUUGACCACAGAAUUGGCUUCAAGUCAUGAUACUUAAAAGGAAGGUGUAUUGAUUUCUUUAAAAGCCAAAAACAGGAAGUUACCUUGAAAAACAUACUUAACACAGCAUUGAAUUCUAGCCACCUAGAAUGUUUAUAUUAUGGUAGCUUGUGUUUUGUAUAUAUGUAAUAUUGAAUAUUUUAGAAAGUGAAAAGGAUAUUUCAGAACAAAUCAGUUUCUUCCUACUCCCUUAAGAGCUAAAAAUAAUUGUGCAGAACUGUCCUUUUCAAAUAUUCAUAAAUGCUUUGUAGAUACAUAAAUAAUGUGCUUGUAAACACUUUGAAAUUACUAUGAGUGGGUGAUUCUGGACAAAAUCUAUACUUUUUCAGAGAUCAGUAUCUUUUUAUACUUGAAAAUAGUAUUAAUAAAAUGACUGAACUAUCCCUUU